Molecule: messenger RNA, 855 nt
Organism: Thlaspi arvense
Lineage: Eukaryota; Viridiplantae; Streptophyta; Magnoliopsida; Brassicales; Brassicaceae
Source: the annotation of a GenBank genome assembly
AUGGUGGUUGUCACCCACAUCUCCACUUCCUUCCACCAAAUCUCCCCUUCCUUCUUCCAUCUCCGCCUCCGGAUUCCCGCCGCCGCCUCCUCCUCUGUCUCCUCUCGCCCCAAACGCGGAGGAGGAUACGGCGGUUUCGCACUGUCGAUCCGAGCUUACAUAGAGAAACCAAACUCCAUCUCCAGCUUCGCCAACACGGUCAUCGGUUCGCUUCCGGUCAUCGGACUCCUCGCCAGGAUCCUCAGCGACGAAGGCGGCGUCGGAAGGGAUCUCGUCGACUUCGCCGAGUUUCGGAAACGAGUUGGGAAUAAAUGCACACCUCAGGAUUCUAGGGCUUUCUACGAGUUCCAACAGCGGCGAGGCAAGGCAGGAGAGCCUUUGUAUGUGCUGCUUUGCUGUUGGGUUGCUGCAGUAGGUGCAGGUCUUUUGAAAUCCGAAGAGAUCCUUGAAGGUGUUACGAGGGUUAGCAUUUCGAAUGAUCUCGAGUUCGAAGAACAGAACUUCAUUGCUUUGAUGACUGAAGCUAGACAGAGAAGGGCAAAGUUGAAUGUUGCAGCGCCUACGAUACCUAUGGAGCUGAGAGUGGAGAAGGCUCUUGAAGGUAUAUAUGCUUGUUGCUUCAGGAGGGGAGCUAUCGAGGAAGAAGACGAGGAGCUUCUUCAAGUGAUGCUAACGGCGGUUUUCCCGUCGGUUGAGAAGGCUGAGAUAGAGAGAAUCAUCAAGGAGAAGGCGACGAGAGUCGCGGAAGGAGGAGAAGAGGAGAAUCUCACGGCGGAGAAACGGCUGCCUAAAGAAGCUAUUCAAAUGCAGAUGAAGGAUCUUGAGUUCCUUCAACAACAAAGCAUAGAAUCUUAA